AUGGUUAAGGCAGAGCUGGGGAGGCCCCGUCGAUGCGGCUAUGCCCUGCCGGGCCAUGAUUUUUCAUACGGGCUCUACAUCCACGGGACAGAUGGAGGAGUCCCUGAAGCAAUCGGCCACUGGCACGCCAUGAAGCCCAGGCCUGCUCUACGACGGAAGAUGCCCCGGGACUACAUUACUAUGAACUGUGGCGCUCUCAGAGCCGGUUAUGCCACAGCCCAGGAAUUUAACUUGUUCUACAAAGCCAAGGACAUUCGGCAAAAAGCAGAUGAGGAGAGUCGCUUCAAGAGAGGGCCUCCCAAAGUACCUGCAGACAUGACAUACGGCAUUGUAUCACGGGCUCCCACUCCCUUCUUUGAUCUCCUCCAACACAAGUACAAGGAGCUGUGGAUGGAGCAGCAGAGAGCAACAACAGUGAUCCAGCGAGAAGAAAAGAAAAAGAAAGGCAAAGCUUAUGAAACUCGUACCACGCUUCUCCGAAAACACCCACUACCUGCAAAAGAGGAGUCCUUCUGGCACUUACCCCGCUUGGACAAGGUUGGUCCUCACCUCAGCACUUUUCGAGACAGUGAGGCUCGCAAGAAGGCGUUUAGCACCUACCGCUCAGAAAUGCCCCUGCGACGCGGUCCCCUUCACCAGGGCAUCUACACCACAAGCUGA
Molecule: messenger RNA, 660 nt
Organism: Tinamus guttatus (white-throated tinamou)
Lineage: Eukaryota; Metazoa; Chordata; Aves; Tinamiformes; Tinamidae
Source: RefSeq, a predicted model, not a curated record